AUUCAUCACUCCGACAGUCACUCGACCUUUCCUAUCAUAUCUCAACUAUUCGCUCCUUGAACCUACUUAUGAGGUUGGUGUUAUAACGUUGAAUUUUCGAGCUGGGAUCCUGGGUCGAGCGUCGACCACAGUGAAAAGAUGAGUGACAGCGGCAGCGCUCAGAAAACCCAGGGCAUCACCCUGAUCGCCUUCGUUACUGCCCUCAAUGUCUCGUUGGUGGUCUUCGGUGUCCAAACGGGACUUUUCCUAUUAUUGAGAAAUAAGAUCUCUAGAAUAUUCAAGCCCAAAACAUAUCUCGUACCCGAACGCGAACGAACAGAACCUCCGCCUAGUAGUCCGUGGGGUUUAGUUAGUACUCUACUCCGGUUCCGAGAUCGUGAAAUCAUUAAAAAAUGCGGCCUCGACGCCUACUUUUUCCUCCGAUACCUUCAGACCCUACUCGUUAUAUUUAUACCCAUGGCCUUAGUCAUCAUUCCGAUCUUAGUACCGGUCAAUUACGUUGGCGGAAUUAGUCGCAACUUUUCAUCAAAUAGCACCGAAGAUGACAAUGUCAACUCUACCGAUCCCCAAGGUGUCGAUUAUAGCGACCCUAGUGAGCCAAGAUCCAAUAUCACUGGAUUAGAUACUUUAGCUUGGGGAAAUGUGAAGAAGGAUCAGACUAACAGAUACUGGGCACACCUCGUCCUCGCAGUAUUAGUCAUCAUAUGGGUUUGCGGUGUCUUCUUUACCGAGCUAAGAGUUUAUAUCAAGAUUCGCCAGGAUUGGUUAACAACAGCAGAGCACCGUCUACGAGCUUCCGCCACUACUGUUCUGGUGAGCGGUAUUCCCGACAAAUGGCUGACUGAAGAUGCCCUUAGAGGUCUCUUCGAUGUAUUUCCAGGAGGACUUCGAAACGUAUAUCUUACACGAGAUCUAACACACCUUUUGGACAAGAUCGCCAAACGAGACCUCAUUCAUCAGCAAUUAGAAGAUGCCCUAACUGAUCUUAUCAUAAUGGCCAAGAGAGCACAGCUUAAGAAGAGGGAGCAAGAUGAGAAACAGGCACGCAGAGCGUCCAAGUCUCACCGUCCCACCAAGGGAGAGAAACUUGAGCGCCAAAAGAGAGAGGAUGACGCAGCGAAAAGACAAGCUGAAGGUGGCCAUGGAAUAAGUAGUGGUGAUCGACACGAGGUGCCGCAUGAUUUAGAGGAGGCCGAGGCCGAAGCCGAAGCCGAAAUUAACCACGGUGUUAGACCAUCUACUGGGCACAGUAUGACAACCGGGUUUUCAAAAGUGACGAAAGUAACCGGAGGGAUUGGCAAGGGAGUCGGUGCUGUGGGCCACGAGGUUUUUGGAGGUGCUAAAAGGAUCACGCGCGGUCUCGACAAUCAAAUCGAAACGACGAGCGGCUUUGUGGCGAUAGGACCGCCGCAGGGCUCCUCGUCUGCCCCCCCUAGUCGUGAAUCAGACCGCCGCCAUGUACAACUGCCGGAUGAGAAAGAUCUACCGAGACCAUCAUUUCAGAGCUCAAAUCAUCCCCAAGGUAUGAGAUCUGAGGAUCGUGUCAUGGGAGCACAAACAGCACAGGGACAUUCGCAUGCCGGCUCCAGCAUAUCUCAGGAUUCCAUGAUCAAGAAGGACAGCGUUGAACUGCGACACUUAGGAAACACUACCCGCAAGCUUACCAACCUUGAAGACAUGCAAGACAACGAACCUAAACAAUGGUAUCAGUUCUGGAAACCUCCGGAGGGUGGAUACGCGUCCCCUGUCCCCCAGGGAUACCAGGGCGACGAUUUUCCGUCUAAGAAGAAGGAGAAAACGGGUUGGGAGAAGGUUAAGUCAUGCAUUCCAUUCAUGGGCGGCGAGGAGCUCGAGCCAGUGGAAUACCCUGAAGCCUACAAUGGAGAAUGGAAAGAGGAGCAAGACGCUGGAGCAGAAUGGGAGAAGUGGGUUAAGAAGUCCAAACGACCGACCCAUCGUCUUGCUAUCUUUGAAUGGACGCCCACUUGGCUUCCUGGACUUCCCCUUCUCAACAAAAAGGUUGAUACUAUUUAUUGGUGCAGGAAAGAAUUGGCGCGGCUCAACCUAGAGAUCGAAAUCGACCAGAAAAAUCCAGAACGUUACCCGCUCAUGAAAUCGGCAUUUAUCCAAUUCAACCACCAAGUCGCCGCUCACAUGGCCUGCCAGAGCGUCAUCCAUCACGUCCCGAGACACAUGGCCCCUCGUACCGUUGAAAUCUCUCCCGACGAUGUGCUGUGGGAAAAUAUGGCUAUUAGCUGGUGGUCAGAGUGGCUCCGAACUGCUGUUUCCGUGGCCGUCGUGGUCGGUAUGAUCAUACUAUGGGCUUUCCCGGUCGCCUUCACGUCUUCGAUUUCGCAAGUCAGCACGUUGACAGACGAAUUCCCGUGGUUAAGUUUUAUCGACGAUAACAAGACGAUUCAGAAUAUCGUUUCAGGUGUUGCCGGUGUUCUGCCCGCCAUUAUCCUCGCCCUCCUUCUCUGGUUGGUGCCCAUUCUAAUGGGCUUCCUUGCUGGCUUUAAAGGAGCUAAGACAGGGGCCCAGAGAUCAGAGACUGUCCAAAAGUUCUAUUUCUCGUUCCUAUUCGUUCAAGUGUUUCUGGUCGUUUCCCUUGCUACCGGUGUACUCCAGACACUAGAGGAUCUUGCGAACCACCCAACGAUGAUACCGGAUCUUUUAGCGGAGAAUUUGCCGAAAGCUGCUAAUUACUUCUUCUCUUACAUGAUUCUACAAGCUCUCAGUGUGAGCUCAGGUACAUUGUUACAAAUCGGCGCCCUCCUCAAUUGGUAUGUAAUCGCGAGAAUGAUGAACAAGACUGCUCGAAAUAAGUGGUCUACCAAUACCAAGCUUCCCGAGGUUAACUGGGGAACGUACUUCCCUGUAUAUACGAACUUCGCCUGUAUCGCAUUGAUCUAUUCCGUCGUCGCCCCGAUUAUUUCUAUUUUCGCUAUCAUCACCUUCAGCCUGCUCUGGAUGGCGAACAGAUACGCCAUGAUUUACGUGAACCGAUUCACCAUCGACACUGGCGGCGUGCUUUAUCCCCAGGCCAUCAACCAGACGUUUACGGGGCUCUAUGUGAUGGAAUUAUGCCUUGUCGGCUUGUUUUUCCUUGUCCGAGACCAAAACGGCGAAGUCGCAUGUGUCCCGCAAGCGAUCAUCAUGAUUAUCUCAAUCUUCCUCACCCUCAUAUACCAGUUUCUUCUGAAUAGGUCUUUUGGACCAUUAUUCCGAUACCUACCUAUUACAUUCGAGGACGAAGCUGUACUGCGUGAUGAAGCAUUCCAGCGUGCACAGGAUCGCCGUUUCGGCCUUGUCGGAGAUGACGACGAUGAUGGGAAAGAGGAGGCACCGCGACAUCACGAAGACGGAAGUCACAUCACUUCUAUGGACGGCGCCGACGACAAGACCGGGCGAGGUAACAAGUUUACUAAUUUCAAACCUGUUAAAGGCAUUGUCCGUGCUGGUACGUGGGCUACCCGUGGCGGGAAGACCACUUAUGACCGCACUCUCGGCAAGGCAGGAAGAGGACUCAUGAAUGUCAACAAUACUAUCAACAAGUACCGAGAGGAACGUCGAAAGAGGGAUCUAGAAGCGCAGAGAGCCAUCGGUGACGCUCUAUACGGUGAUUUCCACGAUGAAAUAGAGGAUCUCACUCCCGAAGAACGAGACGUGCUUGUGAGACGCGCAUUCAUGCACUCGGCGCUCCGUGCAAGACGACCGACGGUCUGGAUUCCCCGCGAUGAUAUCGGAGUCAGCGACGAUGAAAUAAGAAGAACGAAAGAGUUCAGCGAGCACAUAUGGAUCUCCAACGAAGGUACCGCGCUCGACAGCAAAGUACGGGUUGUCUACGGGCGGGCGCCCCCAGACUUCUCAGAAUUAGAUAUUAUCAGUCUCUGAAGAGGAGGAGACAGAUGAACAGAGGUGAACUGGAUUGUAUAUAGAAACAUACGAUGGAAUGACCAGUCUGGGAUUGUUGCAUAGCAUGCGGAGAACUAUACCCCAAUGUUGCAUUAGCAUUAUUAUUAUUUGCAAAUAGACCCCGGAUCAAAGAGGCAUUGGAUUCUGGAUUUUGGAUUUUGCCUAAGCUUGUGCUAAAGAGUCAACGUGAACGUGACUGAAUAAACAUUCCUUAAGGGCGUUGAGGGGGGUGAGGUCUCGAAAAUUGGUUGGGUGGGUGAGAAGUUGGGUUAGGUAUAUAGACAUAUGUAAUUGUAAUUAUUUUGUAAGACUCAA
Molecule: messenger RNA, 4230 nt
Organism: Annulohypoxylon maeteangense
Lineage: Eukaryota; Fungi; Ascomycota; Sordariomycetes; Xylariales; Hypoxylaceae
Product: DUF221-domain-containing protein
Exons: 3
Coding region: 139-3894 (1251 amino acids)
Cellular component (GO): plasma membrane
Molecular function (GO): calcium-activated cation channel activity
Source: RefSeq, a predicted model, not a curated record